This is a messenger RNA of Cygnus olor (mute swan), 9233 nucleotides long. RefSeq names its product transforming growth factor beta activator LRRC32-like. Gene Ontology annotation, molecular function: protein binding. Bases 62 to 2155 code for a protein of 697 amino acids. Gene Ontology annotation, cellular component: extracellular matrix. The transcript is spliced from 2 exons. NCBI's taxonomy places the organism in Eukaryota, Metazoa, Chordata, Aves, Anseriformes, Anatidae. The record is from RefSeq and is a predicted model, not a curated record.
AGCCCGGCUCGCCAGAGAGCACCGGCGGAGCGGGCAGGGCUGGCAGCGCCCGCAGCCCACCAUGCUCCGGCUGGGAGCCCGGCUCGCCGGGCCACGAUGCUUGCUGCUCUGCCUGCUCCCGGCCGUCCUCAGAGCCCAGCCUGGCUGGGAGGGGAGGCCCAAGCCCCUGCCAUGCCAGCAGAGCCCCACGAAGGUGUCAUGCAAGGGUGCUGGCCUGCACAGCUUUCCAGAGGAGCUUGGCCAAGGAGUGAAGUACCUCGAGCUCUCCAACAACUUCAUCCGAAACCUGUCGGAGAGCCGCAUGCGGGGGUUCGGGCAGCUCGAGCACCUGGACGUGUGCUUCAACCAGCUGGAGGCGGUGUCGGGAGCCGCCCUGGCUCAGCUCCCCCAGCUGCGCUCUCUCCUCCUGGGCUCCAACCACCUGGACCGCAAUUACCUCGCUAACGGGCGAGCCUUCGGCUUGCUCAGCAACAUCGAGGUCCUGGACCUGUCGGCAAACAACCUGGAGAGCCACAUGGCGGGCUGGUACCUCAGCAGCCUCAGCACACUGAAGAAGCUGGACCUGUCCGGGAACAGGAUGACGAGGCUGCCCGCGGGCAUCUUCUGGAGCACGCCGGCGCUGAGCGAGGUCAACCUCAGCAACAACUACAUCAUGGAAAUCGAGGAGGGAGCCUUUGGGGCUCUGGAGGAGCUGGAGGUGGUGAACCUGGCCUUCAAUUCCCUCCACUGCAUCUCCGGCUUCAGCCUCAGGCAGCUGCGAGUUUUAAACCUGAGCCACAACGCCCUGGAGCUCUUCGUCUCGGAGGACGGAGAGGAACCCUACCUGCUUCAGGUGCUCGACCUGAGCCACAACAGGCUCCUCUAUUUUCCAGAGCUCCCCAAAGCGCAUUACCUCACGCACUUAAACCUCUCCAACAACCUCAUUGCCUCGCUGGCCCCGAGCUCACGCCACCCAGCAGCGUUCGCGCUGCACUACGACGAGCUGGUGAGGUUAAACGGGUCCUCCAGCACCACAGCUGGCCUCACCCGUGUGGCUGACUUGGAUCUCAGCAAUAACCAGCUGCAGCUGUUCCCAUUUUCUUUCUUCCAUGGCCUGAGCUCUCUGCACAACCUCAGCGUGGCCACGAAUUGUCUCCAGGACGUAACGAGGGAGACGCUUACAGGUGGCACAGAAGGGGACAGCGUGGCCACCUCGCAGGAGAACGUGUCCCUCUCCGUGCGCUCUCUGGACCUCCACGACAACCUCAUCCGUGCCUUGCCACGUUGGUUUUUUGAUUUUCUGCCCCAGCUGGAAACGAUCGACCUGGGCUCCAACAGCCUCCAGCCCUGUGAGAGCCGGGGAGGUGACCGUGGGGGGACGUCAGGAGGGGGCCCUCACGGGGCAGGACCCUGCACCGCCUUCUACGACGUCCCCCACCUGAAGCACCUCAGCCUCUACAGGAACAACAUCACCCGGCUGCAGCCCUACGCCUUCAACCAGACCUCGCUGCUCUCCCUAGACCUGUCCGAGAACACGGGCUUGUCCCUGCCCAAGGCAGCCCUGGGGGGCCUGGAGCUCUCCCUGCAGGAGCUCUGGCUGCGGGGGAACCAGAUGGGGGACGGCACGGCAGAGCUCCCCUGCCUGGGCGCGCUCAAAGCCUUGGACCUCUCGGGCAAUCGCUUGAGCCUUUUGCCCGCGGGUCUUUUCUGCUCCUCGCUGGAAAGCCUGGACGUCCGCGACAACAACCUGCCGGCGCUGGCCAAGCUGGCCGUGGCGAGCUGGGCCCGCAGCCUGCGGGUGCUGUGGGUGGCCGGGAACCCCUUCAGCUGCUGCGGGCUGGGCUGGCUGGACACGCUGCGGGCGGCGCGCGUCCGCCUGCCCGACCUGGACCGGGCGCUCUGCGCCUACCGCCACCGCCGCGGCAACUUCUCGGCCCCGCUCAGCAGCCACCCCUGGUGGCCCUGCCCGCGUCCCAAAGGGGCGCUGGCGGCGCUGGUGGUGGUGCUGAGCAUCCUGCUGUGCCUGGGCUACGGGGCGUGCUGCCUCCUGAGGAGGGGGCAGAAGCCGCCGGGGUGCGGGGCUCUGCGGGGCAGCAGGGUGGGCGGCUUCGUGCCCCAUCCCAAAACGGAGAAGGCAGCCAAGGAGAGGCCAGCAGACGGUGACACUAAAGUGUAGGCCGGUGCUGGGAGCUGCAGCUAUUGGUCAGAAUGCUAAUUAUUAUUAAUAUUAUUAUUAAUAUUAUUUGGGGCACGCGUGUCCAGCAUCUUGGGUGUUUUGCAGAGCAACGUCGGGGCUGAGCCCAGCGCUGGGCAGGCACCAGGAGGGUCUGGGUUCCUGCAGCCCCCUUGCUCUUGAGAAGGAAGGUGUCCCCAUCCACGCUAGUUUGCGGAAGAAAUUAAAUAAUUAAUAAUUAAUUAAUACUUAAAUAAGUAGCCGCAGGGGGUGGUUCUGCCCUGCCCUCCACCGUUUUCAGCACUAAGGAGAAGAAAGCCCAGCCUGGGCUGCUUGUGUUGGUCUGUCCCUCCUGAAAGCCGCUGUGAAAAGGUGGUUGUCUGCGUAGCCUCGCGGCUCUCCCACCAUCCAGGGGCUGGGGCCAGCUCUGGGAAAGGGAAAAGAUCAGGGCGUGCCAAAACCUCUUGUGUUUCACAUCUCUCUGGUUCCACCUUGAAAGUCCCCAGCCGGCCCAGCGCACGCCACCUCCUUGUCCACACACCUGUUGUGCUAGGGGAUGUGAGAGCAAAAGGGCUUGGAAUUCACUUAAAAUCCCAAUUACCUCUUUCCUUUUUUUUUUUUUUUUCUCUCAAGCUUAUCAUGGUUUUACUGUGAAACAAAGGGCAUUUUUGCUGUUAAACGCACGCCUUCCCCAGGCUGCCUGCAUCGCUGCUGGGACGCCGGGGCUGGUGCCCACGGGUGUUUGCUGGACUCGCUUCUGCACGCACCCGGCCCCUGCUCCCAGCUCCCUGCAGUCCCUCGGGGUCCUGGCUCAUGCCAGCCGCCCUCUGCUCCCCGGGUGUUGCUUUUUGUCCCAGGGGUGCUCCUGGAUGGAGCCCAAAACGCUGCAGCAGACUUCGAGGGGGUGUCCCUGGUACAUUUGGUGCGUUCCUCAUUUCAGCCACCUCCAGGGCUGUACUUUCUGUGUGUUUCACUGUGAGAUGUUCUGCCUCCCGCCGGUGUCCUCCUCGCCCAAGGCUUGCUGCGGCGGCCGUGCCUCGCAGGGACACGGAGCUGGGGACAUCUGUGUGAUCUGCAGGGACACUGUGCGCAGUGCUGGGGUUGGUGUCAGGGCUUCCUGAGCGCUCCCGAGGACGGUCUGUCCACGGGCUGCGCCCUGUCCCCAUGGAGCGGCAGCAAAAAGACUCGUGGUGGAGGGUAAGAGGGGGUGGAAGAGAGGUCUGGCCUAGCAAAGGGGCUGGAGAGGCUGCCAGGGCAGGGGGCAAUGAGCCUUAACAAAGGAAAAGAAAGCCUGGAGAAGCUUUUUCUUGAUUCAAAACGAGGUUAAGAAAUCUGUAGAAUUUGGAGGUUUGAGCAAAUAAAUGAUUAUGUCAAAAUGUCCUGGGUUUGUGCCAAGCUGUAAGGGUAUAAAUCUGAGUCUGAAAAAAGAGCAGUGGUGGUUAAAAUCUUCUGACCGUUUACAAAUUUUCUAGAGAAUUAGUUGAGAAAUCCAGCAAAACUAAUUCUUUCCAGUGGAAAGCUUUCACAUUUCACUGAAUCAGUCUGUUUUCAAAGAAAAAUAGAUUUUAUCAGGAAUUCCCAACUAGCUGUUCUGCUAACUCAUGUGGAAAUUACCUUGCCUGCAACCGGCCUGAGUUAGAGCACGGUUUUGUGUUUUCCCUUUUUCUCCGUGGAGACAGGAGCUCGAGCUGCUGCAGGAGCUGAGGGAGGUGCUGGCGGGGCGCCCCUCGUGCUCCUCACCGGACGGAGCGUGGCGGAGCCCAAAUCUCCCCGGCUCCGCUCUGAGCUAACGCUCGGUGAGGUUACACCUUCGGGGUGCUGCGAGGUGUGGAACAGCCGCAGCCCUAAAUGCUGCGGUGUCCCUCUCCCCUGCUCCGUGUUUCACCCACCAGACGAGCCCACGUGAGUGCACACCGCCGCCAAAGGUAUCCCUUUUAUUGAAUUUUUGCUGAUAUUCCUGUGCUCCCAAAGGCAGCUGCUCUGACGAAGCACCGUCCUGCCACUGCAGCCGGGCUCCCCGUGGCAGGGUGGGUUUUGAUGUGUCUCUGCCCACUGCGGUGUGAGCUCUGCGCCUUCGGGAUGGGACACGAGGCUGGUGGCAGCUUCCCCGUCCCAGCGGCCGGCCCUGGCUGCAUUUCCUCCGGGACACCAGCCCGGGCGUCCCUCCCUUUCGCAGGACUUUGCCACCACUGCUUUCCAUUAUCGCUCGCUACCACAGCCCCUUCUGCGUGACUCAACAAAACUCCCGUCAGCUAUUUCCAUCCCGGUUGGCGAGGUCGGGCGUGUUAUUCAUGACACUUUCUUCCUCUCUGGUGGGGCUCCGGCCGGACGGGGACCUGCCGCUGAACCUCCGGCACGCAGCCUCCCAGCCCGCAGACGCUGGCAAGGAACGGGCUGGGAAAGCAGCUCCCAAACCCUGCGGCAGCUUCGCUCGUCCCUGCCGUCCCGGGCUUGCAGGCAGAUGUUCUGCAGCUGGGUGCCCCCACCCCGCGGUCCUGGGGCCCUGGGGACGGGGCGUGCUACACAGCCGGCCCCAGCAGCACGGAAAUGUCCCCAGGUGCCCCGUUCCCCUCGAGCGUGAGCCAUCCCAGCUGGAAGGCGCCGCUGGUCCAGGCAGAGCACCCUCUGGGCGAGGAGGGGAAGCGGGCAGGCAGCGUCACCGCGUUCCUGGGGGGGGGCUCAGCUGAUGGGAGCAGCUCCUGGCAGGUCGCAGCCGCCCACGGACCGCUUCUGAGUAUCCGUCCCGUGCUGAGGUCACCGACUGAGUGCGUCGGAAAGAGGAAGGGGGGCGGUUUCCCUGCGGGAAAGCAGCGCCCCGCAGCAGGACGGUCACCUGCUGCCACCGUGGCCACCACCAGUGCCACCAGCCCGGGCAGAUCCAGGUCCUGUCCACACCUCUGGGACACGGUGGGAGGUGGCCGGGACACACGGAGUGAGGCUGGAUGUCGGCACCGCACGGCGGCGUGCCACCACCCCCUGCGUCACCGCAGCCCGGCGCUGUCACAGCCUCCCAGACAAGGAUAUGUGGUUCCUCCACGGUGGGUAGAUGAGCAUGGGGUGCAGAGGGCACAGUCGUCUCCAGGGGCUUGAGAGGAAGACCUGGCAGGAGGGGAGCCCGUGGAAGGUCCUCAGAUGAAGCUGCCUCUUCUAAGCCUGGAGCUGCAAGUGACCGCAGGCUGGGAUGAUACACGGUGAGGGAUCUCCACGUGCUUGCUCAGUUCACAAACCAUUCGCUGUCAUUUGCUUUGGCCCCAACCAGAGCCCUGACGGUGGGCCACGUGGACCUUUGGACAUCCAGGACAACCAGCUUCAUCUUCCUCCGCUACUCCCCUCCUUGGCCUCUCUGUGGCUACUGAGCAGCUGGGUGGGACAGGGACAUGCCUGCAAGACCUCCUGUGCUCCUCCACAUGCAGCUCCCACGACAGCCAGAGCUGAGCAGUGACAGUUUUCCCUACCCUGGUGCCUGUGAACCAGACCUUUGGGCUUGGGCUCCGAGCUCUGAGCCCUGCCCAGCAGCAGGUUCUCUCCUCGCCCUCCCGUGAGCUCCUCCUUGCACCUCCCCAGGGGAACACGAGCCAGAAGGGCAGGGACUGGUGGGGCCACGCUCCCCGGGUGCCCUCCCUGCUCCUCUGCACUCUGAGCCACAGCGCGGGCAGAGAGACCCGGCUGGUCACCACUUCACUUUCCAUCCCAGGAGAUGCAGGAGGGAAGCCUUUCGCUGGGCUGGGAACCCCCUUCCUCAGCCUCCUGCUGCCCCGAGGCAGCCCGACGUGGAAGUGGAAGGGGUAUUUUUAGUACUUGCCCUGCGCUUGCUUCAAGGAUGGAGCUAAGAGGAACUGACAUCAAACAAAGCGUUGAAUUUCCUUUAAAAGGAAGCCUUUUUUUUCCUACUGCUCAGUCAUCACAAAACUUUUCUGUGAAGAGGGAUUGGUGAAAAAUCACCUUUUGUAGGAGGCAGACGGAGAUUGGCAUCAGAAGCCUCCGGACGCCGUUCCCUGUGCUGGCACCGGCUUCUCGCGAACCCGUCUGUGUCCCGUGGUGACCUUGCAUCCAAAAAUACACCCAAGGAAGCAACGUUCCCCCGGAGACCAAAGCUAACGCUUGGCAGAGCCUCUCCUGCUUCUCAGGAGACGUGAGAAGCGCUUUGUCAGCCAGGAACGGGGACCUUGCCCCGGCCCCACAGCCCGAUGUAAGGGGUGCUGGGCGGCAGGAGCCUUGGCACGGGUGCUGGGGACCAGUGGUGCCGUCCUGCCUGCCACCCGGCCCCGGCACCUACUGGGGAGCUGUACACUGCCCCAGCACGAGGCAGGCUGUUAGAGAGCCCCCAGAUCCCAGCGAAAGGCACCGUCCACGCCUCGAGGGGUCUGCCUGGAAGCCAUACAGCUACCGGGGAGCAAAGCGCCCCGCUGCCGGGGGGGCCUUGGCAGUGCCACGAGCACGGUGGAGGAGCACCGUGACAGCACGGACCCAGAUUUGGGGGGAGAUGGUGGCCCUUAAGAGCAAACCCGCUGGCCAGAAGGUGGCAACAUGUCCUCUCCCGUCUGGGCCUGGCACUAAGCAUGCCCACAGAAGAGGUCUGCAUUGGUUGGGAAGCUCUGCCCCCACUCAGACCCAGCUUGGCUUGAACAGCGCUGCGGUGUCACGUAGCCCCAGGUCAAUACUACCAAGAUUUGGGGUGCAAAGCCCUGGGGUCCUGGAGGACACCACGCUGAACGUGAGGCAGCAAUGCGCCCUCGCAGUAAAGCAGGCUCGUGCUACCCCGGGCUGCAUUAGGUAACAACCAGGCGCCUACAGAGCCCAGAAGCCUCCCCACCACCACCACCAGCACAGGGGACUCGCACUUUGCCCACCUUUGUGCACCACUCAGCAGAGAUUAGGGCACCGCUGACCUUCCUGACCCUCUGAAGUCCCUGUCACGACAUACAGUGAGGAGCCCCCCAGCAGCAGCUGCCUUAGUCACGAUAUGGGGGCUUCAGAGCACCGACCUGCUCAGCGGCUCUGCCUGGCGGGCUGGGGGCUGGCGCUGCCACCAAGGAGCCCAGGGCAGAGCGACCGCAACUGGGAGGGACUGGGAGCCACUGGAGCGUGGCAGCAGGGUUGUCUCUGCUUGGCAAUUCCUGCCCUGCGUGUGCUUGGUGAAACGCUGACCUCCCUCUGCAGGCUGCGCACAUGAUGCACGGAAAAGCACCGGAGCACCUCCCAGCCCCGACAAGAGCAGCUUUUCCUGGUCAAAAAAUUCCUCAUUCCUCCAGAAGCUGCUCAGAUUUCCCCGCGAUGUCCCCCUCCGGGCGCAAGGCAUUUCCCCAUUCCCCAGGGCUAAGAAAGGGAACUUACAGAGGAAAACAUUUCACAAGAUCAGAAUCUUUGGGGCUGGAGCGAAAGGCCCGUACGGGCCAGCAGGAGGGAGAAGUGGGGACACCACAGCUGAUUCUGGCCAAGGUAGGAGAAGGAUCUGCAAAAGCCACGCUGGGAAGGUGGGAUGUCAAAAAAUAUCAGGGACUUCCAGAGCACAGAGCGAGCCGCAGCACCGAGCUGGUGGCCACAGCCGUGGAGCUGCUGCCCCGUCCCACGCAGCACCAGCAUCUGGCCCAGCACCGGGUGCUGCUUCGUAGGACUUAUUUUUUCAGCCAGGAGCAGGGAGGUUAACGGGAUCGGAACCAGCUGAUGCCAGGGAGCCAUAACACAGCGUCUCUUUCUUUUCCCUCUUUUAGCUCAGCCCCUCGUACCUCUGCUUGGGAUUUGGGAGUGACCUCGGCCCUUUCCUAGGCGGACCGUUCCGCAUGGGCCACUGCCCAGGCACAAUGCACCUUGGCCUUUUCAUCGCAGGAGAGUGGUUCGGGAAGGUCACCAGUUCAGGCUGCGUGUCCCGGCUCUGGUUCGCAUGACAGCAAGUCAAAGGGAGGUCACGGGGGGAUGCUAACCAGGCGCCCAGCGAAGCCCUGCGGAGGGAAAGCACCUUCCUGCUAGAAGGGAAGUUGCACAGCGAGGGAGAAAGUGAAAUCCCAAAGUAGAAGUCCUAGACAGAGCAGCUCCUGCCCGAGGAGGCCCUGCUUUCCCUGCUGCAUCGCUUCUGCCGGCUGGGAUCAAGUCCUGGCAGCGGCACGGGCACUUCUGCAGCUGAGACCCGUGCACAGGCAGCCCGCAGCAUCAGACCUAAGCUGGGUUUCCUGGCCCAGCCGGCUGGAGAAGCAGGUUGUGCUGUGCUCAGCAGCCUGCUGAGGAGUUAGCAGCACAGGUCAAGGCGUUGGUGCUGGUCUGGAAAGCCCAGUGACAGUCAAAGUCCUUCGGCUGCACCUCCUGCCCCCAUGCUCUUCGGGGUGCUGAAGGCAGCAGAAAGCCCCAUGCCAGUUACAGACCGGGCUCUGACACGCUAAGGACAGCCCCAAGCCAACUUAAAUCCUCCUCUCACCGUGUUUCCUACUGGGUGCCUUUAGUUUUGGGGCUGUCUCAAGCCUCUCUGUGCAGGGUGUGCAGCAGCAUGCGGAGCAGGGAGAUGCUGCUCCGCAGCCCGUCACCUUCCUGCAGUGGUGCUUUAACCAGGUUACAGGGAAUGUGCUCGCAGGCUGCACACGGGGAGCCUUCCCCACGUCCCCUGCUGCUCGCCCUCGCUGUCAGCAGCCUGGCCCUCGCAGUUAUGAAACCCCACAGCAGCUGCUGGUGCCCUGACGGAGACAAUAGGUCAGGAGCGUGGUUUGUCUGCAAGCAAAGCGGCUGCAGCCGAGCAGUCGGUGUCUAGGGGCAGGAUUUCCCCACAUGCGAUUAGCUCCAGUGCUGGCACAGCGCUGGGCUCGGGGUCACUGGGGUCCCAGAGGCAGGAGAGCCCUUCGUGCCUCCCUUGCUCUCCAUGGGGUGCCCACGCCCCGUGCAGCUUUCCCUCUGCCGUCCCCAGGGGCUGGGGCCGCUGCGGGCCCCUGAGACCAGCGUCCGUGCCCUUGACUGACACACACACAUCUGGAGUCCUGCUUGCUAUUGAGUCCUCCCUGUCAUCGUGGGGCUGUGGGGACAGAGGGGGCACGCAGCUGAGACUUUCACUCUCUCUGGGUCCAGGAAAAUGGAUUUUUUUUAAAGCUCUGAGCAAAGA